AUGCGCAAAGAGGAGCUGUAUAUUGUGAUAGCAGUGGUUUCGGAAAAUGAUGUUGACAACGUGUACAUUUUAUCCAUCACUUCCGCCUUAAUUGACGUUGCAAGUAGCAUUGUACUCCCCUUUAGCUCAAAAAACUACUCCAUCAAAGGAAAUAGCACAUUUGUUUGCAUAGGGACUGACUCUGGAGCAAUCCACGUUUACCGAUUUGAUGGUGAGAGUUUGGUUUUGAGGAGUGCCAACAUAAAUUCAGCUUUAUCAAAUAUCAAAAGAAAUUGCUGCAACAUACCGGGAAGAACUGAUGUUUGUGGGGAUGAAAACCUCCUCUUGCAAACUAGUUGUAGCGAUGGCUCAGCUAUUUUUGACAUCAUUGAAGGCUGGCUCGUUUAUUGUCCAACCAAAUCUGAAUACACUUAUUUGAAAGAUAUAAAGAGAAACGAUAAUAAUCGCAAGAAGACAAAUACUUCAAAGAAAGACCAGUCACUCAAUUAUCAAGAUCCCAUUAUCACUAACCUAACUAGCCAGUCGGUACGAAAGCAAAAAGCAAGCUUAUUCACUCCCGUGAAAUUAUCUGGAUCAACCCCCUUAUACCAUAAAGUCAUGUCCUCUGUGUCAAAGACAACAUUGGAUGGAAUCUUUAAAGUGUCGGAGUUAUCUUCAGCAAAGUAUAAGGAAUACAUGGAGAACAAGUUGGAGUUGAACAAUAUAGGCAAAUCCAUUGGCAAAACUCUAUACACCAACCUACAAAAAAGUUCAGAAUUUUUGAAACCUAACGACAACCAGAUUCUUUCCAUUGUUGACAUAGUCAAUGACCAGUUGCUUGCAACAUUCAAACCACUGGGUGGUGUGUCGCUGGUUUCCUUUUCACAAUAUGAUUUACAGCUAGCUACGUCAAAUUUGCGAGGAGACCUGCUAUACGUAUGGGAUUUAUAUCGUUUGCCAACUGAAAUCUCCUUAGUUGGUAAGUUCUGUCGCGGUAAUACCUCCGCCAUCGUCAAGAACAUAUUCUGGUUCAACACCGAAGAUGACAACCAUGAUACACAUUCUGGGUUGGGCUGUAUCACUAAAGCAACAGGAUCUGUGCACUGGUACGAUACAAACAGCUUAUUAGGGGAAAGUAAAGCCGGCGACAUCAAUAAAAAGGCAAAAAGAUCGAGAAAGGGUAGUAGGGAGCUGCCGAAGAAUGAUUGGACGCUAUCUGCGUUUGAGGGAGACAAAUUUUUGAAUGUGCUAGACAAACAAAUUGCUGUUUUAACAAAAACGGGGCGCUUGAAAAUGAUCAAUCCGGCGAAUGGGCAUCACUACUAUGAGUUCAAAAUCCCUCACCAACCAACAGCCGCAGUGUUUUCCAAUCCUGAUGUUUUCCCAUCUUGGAAGUCAGGAGAUCAAACAAGACCGAGAAAUCCACUAGCGCAAGCGGAGAUAGAAACAUGUGCCCCAUAUUUGAACUUGAUCAAUUGUAAGAAUGUUGAAUUUGCCACCUAUCAGUAUGAGCACGAAACUUUUAAUGAGUUCGGGAACGAUAUGGCAUUUGACAGCUUGAAUGUUCGAUCAAUGCCGCCAGCGAAAACUGACCACUUUCCUGAAAGGGAUGCAGAAAAGGUCACCUCAAAUAUAAGCGCAUUGAGCAAAAUUUAUAUAGAUCAAGGAGAUGAGGACGAGUUGUAG
Messenger RNA from Lodderomyces parapsilosis, 1665 nucleotides. RefSeq lists its product as uncharacterized. NCBI's taxonomy places the organism in Eukaryota, Fungi, Ascomycota, Pichiomycetes, Serinales, Debaryomycetaceae. Gene Ontology annotation, biological process: response to starvation; autophagy. Gene Ontology annotation, molecular function: protein binding. Gene Ontology annotation, cellular component: cytoplasm. The record is from RefSeq and is a predicted model, not a curated record. The transcript has a single exon. The coding region runs from base 1 to 1665 and encodes 554 amino acids.